This is a messenger RNA of Symbiodinium sp. CCMP2456, 228 nucleotides long. NCBI's taxonomy places the organism in Eukaryota, Dinophyceae, Suessiales, Symbiodiniaceae. The record is from the annotation of a GenBank genome assembly.
AUGCAGCAUGCACCCUCACGAGCGAGAGCCUUCGCAGGCGCGGUACGAGCGAUGCAAGCCCAGAGAGAACGCUGGACCAGCAGGCCGAGGACGAGACAGACUCGAGCCCCAGGCAGAGCUGGGCUUCGGACCGGACGCCGCGGAGCGACUCGCCGGAGACCCCGCGGCCUGAGGUCACGAAGGUUCCUGCGCGAGAGGCUGCACCUGCCAAAGCUGCGAAUCCAGUGA